This is a messenger RNA of Suillus subalutaceus, 225 nucleotides long. RefSeq lists its product as uncharacterized. Lineage: Eukaryota; Fungi; Basidiomycota; Agaricomycetes; Boletales; Suillaceae. The record is from RefSeq and is a predicted model, not a curated record. The annotation marks the transcript as partial. The transcript has a single exon.
GCAUGCGUUGCCCUGACUUGGGACCUGUGGCAUGCCCGGCUGGGGCACAUUGGUGGUAAAGCUGUUAAGCAAGCUCCACUCAUUGCCACUGGUGUCCAGGUCAACAAAGAUGCACCUCUACGACACUGUGAACCUUGCAUCAUUGCAAAACACCCAAGGAAGCCUUUUCACCCUUCUGAAGAACCAUGCGCAGCUCACCCACUUGACAUCAUCCACUCUGACCUA